AUGCACCGUGUGCAGUUCCCCGAGCCGGCGCUCAGCGCCUCGGAGCAUGACAGCGCCAACUCAUCGAUCGCCGACCUGUCGCGGACAGUUGAUGCGCCGUCAGUUCAGGAUACCCAGCUGACACUGCGCGCCCUCGUGUCGACCAAGGAGGCCGGCGUCAUCAUUGGCAAGGGCGGCAAGAACGUUGCUGACUUGCGCGAGGCCGCCAAUGUCAAGGCCGGCGUGUCCAAGGUGGUUCCGGGCGUGCACGACCGUGUGCUGUCGGUGACGGGCUUCCUCAGCGAUGUGGCCAAUGCGUAUCAGCUUGUGGCCCAGACGCUGGUGGAGAACCCGAUGGCCGUCAGCACGCAGCUGGGCAUGCAGCUGGCGACGCCGCCGCCGAUGCAGACCGUCGUGCGGAUCCUGAUCUCGCACAACCUGAUGGGCACGAUCAUUGGCCGCCAAGGCCUCAAGAUCAAGCAUAUCCAGGACACGUCGGGCGCGCGGCUGGUGGCCACCAAGGAGAUGCUGCCGCAGUCAACCGAGCGCGUCGUCGAAGUGCACGGCAGCGUCGAGGGCAUCCGUGUGGCCAUCGAGGAGAUCGGCAAGUGCCUGAUCGACGACUGGGAGCGCGGCGUCGGCACCGUGUUGUACAACCCUGCCACACGUGUGCCCACCGUGACUUCGACGUCCAACCCCUACGUCAACAACUUACGCGCGUCCGUCGACUUUACGCACGCCGACUCUGACCGCACCACCGCGUCGCCGACCCACUCGGGCAAUGCAUAUGCCUCGCUGAGCCGCCACCGCUCGCACACCGUGUCGGUGACCCGGGCAUCGGCGCAGGUUGCCCCCGACUUUUUGUCGUCGAUGCCCAUGCCGCCGCGCCCCACGAUGGCCUUUCCGCAGUCGCGCGAGACCGGCUCCGGCGCCAUCACGCCUCCCAGCUACGUGCCCAACGUCGCCGCCGUGUCGAGCGCGCGCCUGCGCUCGCAGUCCGUCAGCGUCCAGGCCCAGCGCGGCAUCGACCCCGCUGCGCUGAUGGCCAACACGCGCACCCAGCAGAUCGCCAUCCCUUGCGACAUGGUCGGCUGCAUCAUCGGCAAGAACGGCGCCCGUAUCUCUGAGAUUCGCCGCCUCUCGGGCUCGCGCAUCUCCAUCGCCAAGGUCACCGAGAGCGAGGGCGGCGACCGUCUGUUCACCAUCAAGGGCACCCCUGAGUGCAACGAGCGCGCCCUUUACAUGCUGUACGGUCAGCUGGAGGCCGAGCAUGAGCGCCGCCUGAACAAUGCUCGGCUCAUGGCCACCCUUGAGUCCAUCAACGAGCAGGUCAUUUCCAUGCGCAGACUACCAUUGGACGCAGCAUUUGUGCACACAGUGUAUGAGGAUUGCACGGCAUCAUGGCAUAUAGACUUAUUGACAACGACUGCGCUGCAAGUGGGCCCAACGGGGUCCACUGGGAGUACCACUGGGUCCGCUGGAGCUGCAGCUGGGUCCACCAGGAGUGCAGCAGAGUCUACGGGACCUGCAGCUGCUGCGUAA
Molecule: messenger RNA, 1521 nt
Organism: Kickxella alabastrina
Lineage: Eukaryota; Fungi; Kickxellomycota; Kickxellomycetes; Kickxellales; Kickxellaceae
Exons: 3
Coding region: 1-1521 (506 amino acids)
Biological process (GO): 3'-UTR-mediated mRNA stabilization
Cellular component (GO): nucleus; cytoplasm
Molecular function (GO): mRNA 3'-UTR AU-rich region binding
Source: RefSeq, a predicted model, not a curated record